Venustampulla echinocandica is the source of this 1458-nucleotide messenger RNA. RefSeq names its product UDP-glucuronosyl. Gene Ontology annotation, molecular function: glycosyltransferase activity. NCBI's taxonomy places the organism in Eukaryota, Fungi, Ascomycota, Leotiomycetes, Helotiales, Pleuroascaceae. Bases 1 to 1458 code for a protein of 485 amino acids. The record is from RefSeq and is a predicted model, not a curated record. The transcript has a single exon.
AUGUCCAUGACCGCGUGCACCCACAUCGCCAUCAGCGUCGCCCUUGAGGAUGCAGGCGAAGCCACUCGCGCUCUCGCUCUAGCCAGGGCACUACGUGAAUGGUGCCCGGCUAAUCAUGAAGUAAAGAUCCAGUUCAUAUCUUGUGGGAGCCGCUUUGAGGGUAUGGUCGAGGAGUCUGGUUUCCUCGUUGUACCUUGCCAACCACGUGUGAGGGGCCAGAGCAUCGCCGAGGACCUGCAGUGGGAACUCCCCGAACUCGUGGGGUCAGAAGCAAUUGCUCGGGGCCUCAUUGAGGGACAGUUGGAAGCCCUGCAAGGAUUGAAGCCGAAACCCGACGCAGUGCUUCACGGAAUGUGGCCAUUUGCUAGUCUUGCAGCCCGUAUGCUCCAUAUACCGACUAUUUGCUUUCUUCCGCUGCCCCUGCACCCAGCAUGCGUUAGCGGGGGUCUCCUGUGUGACCUCCCGGACCCGAUACCAGGGCUGACACGCCUACCCCGUUCUGUGAGGAAGAAGAUAGCUGGAAUGGGAGGUUUUCUGAUGCCCAGGGCGCCUAUUUUCCAUCAGCAGCGCCUUGGCGCCGCCGCAGCUGCUUGUGGUUGGCAUAACAGGGGCGCGUUAAGCUUGUUCGACGCUGUCAAAGCCGAUAUCACCCUCGUCACAGACCUUCCGGCUUUCUAUACCAGCUUGCCUUUGCCGAAAAACUUCACCGUCACCGGCCCAUUAUUCGCCCGCAACAUGGACGCCGCGUACAGCGGCCGAAGCUCCGAGCUCGAUCCAGAUAUUGUUGCCGCGCUCCAGAGUAAUGGUCGUCCAGCGAUUCUUCUUACCAUGGCCAGUUCCGGCACGAGUGAGCUUCUAUUUGAAGCGAUCCGCGGGGUUGUCCCGUCUCGUGGAGACGUACCAAGCAAUAGUCCUGCCUCAACUAAGGUAGAUGAUUGGAAUGUAGUCAUCCUAGCCUCGCCCGCGAUAUGCCGCCUAGAGGAGGCCCGCGCCAUAGCAGGCGAUGACCCGCGGGUUCUGGUGACCGACAGGUUUAUCCCAGCGCCCACCGCAAACGCGUUGGCAGAUGUAGUUGUCUCCCACGGCGGCCAGGGCACUGUGCAAACUGCCAUGGCGGCAGGGACCCCAAUUGUCGGUGUUGGCGUGAUGAUGGAGCAGCAGAUCAACCUCGACCACGUAAUGGAUGCCGGGGCUGGUAUUCGCAUCCAAAGACACGCUUGGCGGUCCUCGAUCAUUCGGCAGGCAGUCCGCAGUGUCCUGGCAGACCCAAGCUACAAGAUCCGCGCAGAGGCGUUUUCAGAAUCCAUGCGGGGCAUAGAUGGAUCUCGUAUAGCGGCUGAGCGUAUGUGGGAGUUCUUGGACAAACUUCCCCCAGGGUCACCAUCAAGGGUCAGCGUUGCGAAGGAAAGGGCCAUUGAGUGGAAUACCGAGAUGGCUGAGAUCCCAAUCAAAUCCUAG